Molecule: messenger RNA, 381 nt
Organism: Debaryomyces hansenii CBS767
Lineage: Eukaryota; Fungi; Ascomycota; Pichiomycetes; Serinales; Debaryomycetaceae
Gene: VMA7
Product: H(+)-transporting V1 sector ATPase subunit F
Exons: 1
Coding region: 1-381 (126 amino acids)
Biological process (GO): proton transmembrane transport
Cellular component (GO): proton-transporting V-type ATPase, V1 domain; fungal-type vacuole membrane
Molecular function (GO): proton-transporting ATPase activity, rotational mechanism
Source: RefSeq, a predicted model, not a curated record
AUGAGUUCUGCCAAUGAAGCCAUGUCAAAGCGGACAUUAUUAGCUGCUAUAGCAGAUGAAGAUUCAGUAACGGGGUUAUUGUUAGCUGGUGUCGGGCAAAUUUCGAACGAAGAAGGCAAAGAAACCAAUUUCUUGACUGUCAUACCUGGUAAGACGUCUGUUGAAGAUGUGGAAGAAGCAUUCGAGAGGUUUACUACCAAAAGAGACGACAUUGCCAUUCUCUUGAUUAAUCAACAUAUUGCUGAUUUAAUCAGAUACAGAGUUGAUGGUUACACCAAUGCAUUCCCGGCCAUUCUAGAAAUCCCCUCUAAAGAUCAUCCAUAUGACCCUGAAAAGGAUUCUAUAUUGAAGAAAGUAAGAAGAUUAUUUGGUGAUAACUAA